GGCGGCGGUGGCGGCGGCGGGGCGGGCGCCGCGCGGGGAUGCCCGCUCGGGCCGGAAAGUUUCUUCCCCGCGGUGUCCGCCUGGCCGCGGACUCCUCGCCGGUCUUCCUCGGAGCUGGAGCGGCUGUAGGGAGCAGUGCUCUGGGUAGCCAGCCAUGAUCGCCACUGGAGGCCUCCUGAGGAUCUCAGCUAGGAAGCAGGACCCCUUGCGACCCCAAAGCCAAGCCCCCAAACGCAAACGUAAGACCAAGAAGAAACGCAAGAAUGAUGUGGUGGUGGUGAAAGGCAAGCUCAAGCUGUGCUCCCUCUCGGGGCUCAUUGCCCUUUGUGGCAUCCUGGUACUGCUAGUGGGCAUCGCCUUGGCGGUGGUGGGCUACUGGCCCAAGCCCAGCCAGGUAUACAGAGAAGGUGGCGUCAGUGGGGGCAGACACCUGGCAUCGCAGGGUGGCACCCCCAGGAACCGCUCUCGCAGCCAGGAAGGGGCACAAGCAGACAUCCAUCUGGAGUCACCCCCCAGAGCCAGCUCCUCCACCACCGCUGCCACCCGGGGGUUCCCGCAGUCCCGUCCCACUUCCUCAUCCCCCCAGGCCUCCGUGGGUUUCCUUUUCCGUCUUUUCUCAAGCUACUUGCAUUCAGACAAGCUGAAGGUGCUGGGCCCCCUCAUCAUGGGUAUCGGCAUCUUCCUCUUCAUCUGUGCCAAUGCGGUAUUGCACGAGAACCGCGACAAGAAGACCAAGAUCAUCAACCUGCGUGACCUCUACUCCACUGUUAUCGAUGCCCACAGCCUGCGGGCAAAGGACGGAGGCACCCCGGCCUCAGCCCCUCUCAACGGCUUUGUCAAUUACGUGCAGUCCCGGGGCCUGGAGCUAAAGCCUGGUGGUGAAGGCCUGGGGGCCACGGCCAUGCUGGCCAAGAGCUCCUGGCCGCCAGGGCUGGGUGCUUCCCUUUCUCCACCUGACCUGGCGUCCUCGCCACGGCGUUCCUCCUUCUGCACCCCACCGCAGCCUCCCAGCCUGGCCGAGGCCGUGUACAGCAUCUACCGGGAGCGUGCUGCCCUUACUGGCCGCACCUUCACCAGCCCACCCUGCAGCCCACCGGAGAGCUGGGGCCAGCGCAGCACGGCCAGCUCCAUCGUUGGCUCUUCACUGAGUGCUUUCACCCUUCUGCCCUUGGCGCAGAGUGGCGGAGGGGGAGGCUGGCGGAGGCCCCCUGGUGAGCGGGGAGCCCGGGAGAUCCAACGGGGGGAGUUUGAACUGAGCCUGACUGACCUUAGCAGCAGCCACGUCAAGGGAGGCUACGGGACAAGGAGGCACAAGCUGGUUCUGAGGCGGCAGAGCACCAGCUGCUUGCCUGAUGCUAGGCGUCCCCUUUCCCCCGAGCCACCUCGGUCUCCAGCUGUCAGCAGGGCCCUGGACUCCAGCCUCUUGGCAGAGGCAUCUUCUAGCUACUCCAAAUCUCUGGAUCUGGGGGGUUCACCCCCCUCCACUCCCCCUGCCGUCACCAGGACGGACUCUCAGAGCUCCCAGUCUGAUCCUUCCAGCAGCAAUAAGGGCUACAGCCACCUGGAGGAGGCUGGCACCUCCUUGGAGUCAGUUGCCAACAUCCCAGCCAGUAAAAUCCAGGACUGUGAGGAGGAACCGGUUGAGAAGACAGACCCCCUCAAGGCUACCAGCAGAGAACAAACGGGGGAGCAAUCUCAGCAAACGCAAAGACAGUACACAAAUAAAGAGAAACUCUUUAUGAUUUCUAGGUCGCACACGGCAUUAGGGCUGGAGGAUGGGGAACUGGAGAGUACUGGCAUCUAAACGAAACAGAGAAGGCACGAUGACACCUUGCAACCCUCCACACCUUUCCCCACUUCUCCAAUGUUUUUGUGGACUUAAGAAACCAAUCAAUAUCCAAAGAGCUGCAGUAUGUCACCCUUGAAAAUUGAAUUCAAUAAAUCCUGUAGGUGACUUCAGGAAGAAAAAGAAAAUCCUUCUGUCCGAUUGUGAUUGUAUGUUCCAUGCAAGCCAAAUUGUAUUAAAUAUCCACAGUCCAAUAAGUUCUUCGGAUCAGAUUAAUACAGUUUCGGACAGUAUAACUGUGCACUUUACUUGUCUUGAUUUCCAAGUGCCCCUUCUUCUCCUCUGAUUUCUUUCUUGCUGAUUUGCCACUAACUGCUUGAAAACUGCAGGCACCUUUUUAAGCUCAAGAGCAACGUGGUCUUCAGAUCAAGAAAGCCGAGCUCUCUCUUUGUUUUGGUUCAAUCACUCUAAAAAGUUUGCAAGGCCUUAAGGAUGACGUACCUUGACAAAGAAUGAGUUUGUUUAAAUUCUGGAAAAAUGACAUUUUAGAAGAGACUGGAGCAGAACAGAGCUCUGAUAAUUUAGUUAAAACCAUUACAUUCCUGAAUCCAAAAUACCUACUACGACGUGAUACUUUAUUAAGUAUUAUUACACAUGUAUUGACUAAUAGCAUUAAAGGCUUUUUUAAUAAAACAUUUACAAACAAAACUGAGAGACAAACAGUCCUUUAUUUUGUUCCAAAUCAGCAAUGGACCUGCACUUCUGCUCAGUGCUCCUCCUGUGAUUCCCAGCAAGAUUUAUGAGAUGUAU
This is a messenger RNA of Cygnus atratus (black swan), 2596 nucleotides long. It is a transcript of the gene TMEM200C, whose product is annotated as transmembrane protein 200C. The record is from RefSeq and is a predicted model, not a curated record. Lineage: Eukaryota; Metazoa; Chordata; Aves; Anseriformes; Anatidae. The coding region runs from base 155 to 1804 and encodes 549 amino acids. The transcript is spliced from 3 exons.